Heterobilharzia americana is the source of this 2976-nucleotide messenger RNA. Lineage: Eukaryota; Metazoa; Platyhelminthes; Trematoda; Strigeidida; Schistosomatidae. The record is from the annotation of a GenBank genome assembly.
AUGCAGCUAAAAGAACGGUGUUUGGUUGUUGUCGCCCUAAUAUCAGGACGUAAUUUUCCUGCUCGGCAUACACAUCAUUUAGUAUGUGAAGCAAAAUUCAAUAAUGAAGUAUUGUCGACUGAUCCAGUUCUGCAUAAUGAAGAACCACAAUUUGAACAGGAACUUGCUUGGGAUCUGGAUAAGACAAGCUUAAAACAGCAUCGUUUACAAAGAAGUGCAUUAAAAGUAACAGUUUCUGCUGUUGAUAGCCAGUCACCAGUCAAAGAACCAAUUGGGUUUUUUAUGCUGGAUUUACGUUCGUGUUCUACUGAAAAGGCAUACAAAUGGUAUCGGCUUCUUCAUUGUAAAUAUCGAAAUAGCCCAGCUGUAUUUGGUUCAAUUUAUUUGGAUACUGAUGGGCAAGAAAUUAUUCCUAAUCCAAAAAUAAAAACAGGUUUAGCUAUGAGUUUAUCGAAGAAUGAUUUAAUACCUCGUGUUUAUAAUUCAGAAGAUGAAGAUAAUAACUUAUCAGAAAAAACAACAAAAUUAACAGAUGUCACCUGGUAUACAAUCGGUCCAAGGUGCAUAGCCAAAGAAAACUUUAUUUUAACAUUUCGUUUUGAAGAAGCUUUCAAAUUAGCCUCAUUAAUACCAACUGAACAAAGCCUGUGUACAGGUGAACAGAUUGGUGGAUUUCAUUUCACAUGUGAAAUUUUCAAUGUGCCAAUUUACUCAAAACAGUUUGAUCAACUUACGCAAAUAAAAUUAACCUCUGAGGAGUACAAUUUUUAUGUUAAGUCCACAGUCGAUAUUCUACGAAUUUAUUUUGUUCAUGUCACUCCAUUAGUUAUCAAAUUUUGUUUUGGCAAUGUUGUAUUGGCGCAAGCUUUUAUCCCAGUCGAACAGUUAUUACCAAUCAAUGAUCAUUCCCUAUCGAAUCCUGCUGUACUUAGUGGAAGUUUUGAUCUUAUCUCGGUAGAAUCCAGCCAUAAUUCGACAGAAUAUCAAAGUAAACAUAAUGAAGACAAACCACGUAUAAGUAUCAGUGUAACACUUCGACAGUAUUCUGAGCGGACCACAAUACAAUCACAAGGGAUAUUAUAUAAUAAUAAUUAUAGUAGUAGAAAAUGUUAUAAUCCGCCACAAUUAAAGCAUAUCACAAAUCCAAUGAAUGAUAUUCCAUCAGUCAAUAUUUAUUCACAUAAUAAAUUGAAUACAGUGAAUUCAAAUUCAGGUGAACAGUAUGGCGGUGAUCAGGUCAAGAAUUCUUCAUCAGAAGUGGGUAAUCUAAAACAAUGGAAUGGAUCUUGUGAACAUGAAGAAUCCUCGCCUGGACCCAAAUUAUUAAAUUCUUCCAAGUCAACAGAUUAUAGACCCAACUGGCAUCGUUACUGCUAUACAAUAGAGCUCAGAAGUGUGAAAAAUGUACAAGGCUUUGAUCAUGAACUACAACUUUAUGCUAGAUACGUAUAUCCGUUAUUUGGAAGUGGAGCACCAGUUAUGACACUUCCACCCGUACCGAUUAUUAAACAUCAAGAAGUUUCUUUGCCUCAUGGAUUUUGUGCAUUUGAAUUUGCUGCAUCUCCUGAGGAACUAAAAACUCGGCUUACCGAAAAUCCUUUGACAGUGGAAUUUUUUGACAGGUCACAAGGUUCUUUAACAACAGAUUUAUCUAUUGGCUAUGCAACUAUAUCUUUGGCAUCAAUCUUUGAAUCACAUAUUGUAAAAGCCACGAAAGAAUCAUCUUCCUUAGUAAGACGUAUGAAUGGUAGUGUGGAUAUGUUAGCAAAUCAAAGUUAUACAAAUGAAUCCAAAAUUAUUGGACAACUUGUUUAUUCAUUACAGCUAGAGGAUUUUGGUAUGCACUCUACAGACUGUAAUAUAUCUGUGUCACAUAUGACUAACGAACUUGGUCAUCAUAUGACAGAGGAAUGUAAGAGAAUAUCUUCACUAUCCACAAAUGAACAGUUUGAAUCCUCAGAUAUUCGAUCAACUCGUGAGUAUCAAGUAGCAAUGGAGUUAGAGUUAUGGCGUGCUGCAGAAGAAGCAAAAUUUACUGCUCAACUUAAAAAACGUGAACAGACACUGAUGUCUACACUAGCUGAAGAAUGGCAUAAAAGAGACAGUCAACGUGAAACCAUAUGCCGUAAGAAACUUUCAGAAUAUCAAGCUUUAGAAGAGAAAUUACGUAAUAUACUUAGUGAACUUGCUACUAGAGAGCGUCAGCUGACUGCCGGUGAAGCGGAGCUGGUACGUUUGAAACAAGAAAACUCAAGAGAAUUGGAGGUUAAGCGCAAAGAACUAAACCAUCAGUCUCAGAUUCAAACUCGAGAUUUGGAAUGUCAAAUUAAACUGGAAAAGAAAAACAGUGAGUAUUGGAAAGCACAAGUUGGUGAAUGGCAAAAUAAGUGCAUCUCUUUAGAAGAAGAAAUUAACGGUUUGCGAAGCAAACUUAAUAGUAAAUCUAAUAAGCAAACAGAAAAUAAAGUAUCCAGUGAAACUGCAAAUCACGAAAUAGCCCGACUGACUGCAGAAUUGGCAGUCGUUCGUGCCACAUUGUCUGAGACGGAAUGUCAUCUAAGUGAGGUGGAACGUGGUCGCGCAAGAUAUCGACAGCUAUGGACAAAAUCUUUGCAUGAAUUGGCCAAAAUGAAACAGGAAAACGAUGAAGCUACCCAUAUUUCUCUAGUUCAAAAAGAAGCGGAAUUGGAACAGUUGAGGUCCUAUUACUCGAAUGUCGACGACAAGCAGCCAGCUAGUCGGAGUACGAAAGUAGCGACUGUAGAUGAACUAGAACAAACUGGAAAACGAUGUGAGGUCACAAACGAAGUAAGUGCUCCCGAUGACAGACCAGUUAUGGAUGAAAAGACAGAAGCUCAAGUUGCUCGUCUUAUUGAAGAACGUGAUGGUCUUCUGAAUACUGGAGUAUAUGAAAGCAGUGAUUCCUUGAUCCUAGACCUUGACCGACAAAUCAGAUAUCUCUUAGAAAGAAUAUAA